Molecule: messenger RNA, 1273 nt
Organism: Amoebophrya sp. A120
Lineage: Eukaryota; Dinophyceae; Syndiniales; Amoebophryaceae
Source: the annotation of a GenBank genome assembly
AUGCACCAGUUGCUGUACAACUACAACGAAGAAAACCUGCGCUCACGCAAGGUGCGAUGCACGAAGAACAAGUGCCGCACUGAGCCUGAAGCGUUGUAUGUAUUCGUAGAAGUAGAAGUGCCGACUACUAUAUGUAAAGUUAUUUUUCUAUGUUGGAUUCCCGUCCGAAACCGGACAGGACACGGAUGGCCCGGAAAAGCAAAAAGUUUUAUUGCAUCGCUUUCGCCUUUCCAACCUACGUACGCCACGCGAAAAAACAAACACCAAGACGAAUGUAAGUUAGUACUAGUGGUAGACGGGUCACACCGAGAUAAGCGUCAAAAGGAUUUUAGCAACACGUGGAAUUCUUUGGAACCUGAUGUUUUCUUGCAUCUCGUCCAUUUUCUUCCUUUCUACCCGAUGCAGGCAAUUUUUUCGUUUUGAAGGAUCAUAUAUAACUGUUUCAUCUACUUGUAUUUUGGGCGCAAUACAGGCACAGCACCAGCCAGUGUGAAGUAGAAGUAGGCACGACUAUUACCUUUGGGCGGAACAUUGCAGAAAAGAUGACGCUUUCUCUUUCAUCAGUGUUGAAUUUCAACAAAGAAUUCAUCAUGCUGGGGAAGAUGCAUUAUCCUUUGUUUUGAAUUUGAAGCCAGUAUCUUUACUGUUUACUCUUUCGAGGGGCAGAGAAGCAGCUCCGAGAAAAAGAGACCAUCACUGGCGUUUCUCACGCUUUGAGGCCGCUUAUGAAAGUUUGUGAACCGGACGAUGACUGUCGUGAUCUUCCGUUCCAACUGCACGAGGCCAAAAUGAAAAUGUUACUGAAAUCGAAAAGCAUUAUUUUGUGUGUAUGAUCUAUAUUUAACUUUAACUUUAAGCAAAAGCACCUGCAACACCGUGUAAGGACGAAACAUGAGGCCUCAGGGGCCUACUAAGGGCGUCAGGAGUACCGCGUAAAGCUACAAGAAAAUGCCAGUGGAGUACAAACUAGCAAACGCUUGCGCACAGUUGCUGCGGAAGAAUGCUCCGGGGGAAUCAUGAAGAUUCCGAGUUGUUAAUCUGGCAGUUGCUUAAACAUUAGCAGUGAGUAGAAACCGCAGUAGCAAGAUGAUCGCAUUCAUUUGCAUGAGAUGAAGAGAAGGCGCUCUUAAGGUCCUUGUAUUUGUAUAUCCCGGUGAUCAUGUUACAUGCUGACUCAGAGUCAGAGCAUGAACCCUAGCAUGUUUUUUCAACAACGUGUUUCGCUGUUUCCUUAAAGUCACCGGGGAGAUCCUACUUGUUCAAAAGAAAGCGC